Messenger RNA from Sciurus carolinensis (gray squirrel), 1297 nucleotides. It is a transcript of the gene Ramp3, whose product is annotated as receptor activity modifying protein 3. Gene Ontology annotation, molecular function: coreceptor activity. Gene Ontology annotation, cellular component: signaling receptor complex; membrane; cell surface. Bases 94 to 537 code for a protein of 147 amino acids. The record is from RefSeq and is a predicted model, not a curated record. NCBI's taxonomy places the organism in Eukaryota, Metazoa, Chordata, Mammalia, Rodentia, Sciuridae. Gene Ontology annotation, biological process: regulation of G protein-coupled receptor signaling pathway; intracellular protein transport; calcium ion transport. The transcript has 3 exons.
UGGCCUGAGGCAGUGGGCUCCCGCGGCCCCGCCCCGCACCCCGUUCCCCUCUACUGAGCCCAGACCCGGAAGAUUCGGACAGUCCAGCUGGCCAUGGAGAAGCUGGCGCUGCGGCUGCACCUUUUCCCGCUGCUGCUGUUGCUCUGUGGUGGGUGUGCCCGAGUGUGCGGCUGCAAUGAGACCCGGAUGCUGGAACGGCUGCCCCGGUGUGGGAAGGCCUUCGCAGACAUGAUGCACAAGGUGGACGUCUGGAAAUGGUGCAACCUGUCUGAGUUCAUAGUGUACUACGAGAGUUUCACCAAUUGCACCGAGGUGGAGACUAAUGUUGUGGGCUGUUACUGGCCCAAUCCACUGGCCCAGGGCUUCAUCACCGGCAUCCACCGGCAGUUCUUUUCCAACUGCACAGUGGACAGGACCCACUGGGAGGAUCCCCCAGACGAGGUGCUCAUCCCACUGAUCGUGGUGCCUGUCAUAUUGACUGUGGCCAUGGCUGGCCUGGUGGUGUGGCGCAGCAAACGCACUGACCAGCUGCUGUGAGAGCCCAUUAGACAGAAGACCAUGCCAGACAAGCUGGAAGAAUGUUCCUGGGGCUGUAAGAGCUGGUGUAUGGAUGCCAUUACUGUCUGGUUUGCUGUGACUGCGUCCCAUCCCAUUCAGGCUUAGUCCCUGGUGAUUGGCCUGCUGCCUGACUGGGACUCCGGCUGUCCACUCUUCCUUGGGCCAGUGAAAGAAAGUGACAAGGCCAGGACUUGUGUGCUGGGCAUGGAAAUCAUCCUCUGCUGAACCCUUCAUUCCCCUGUGCUGGGCCAUCUUGUCUGUAGCCAUUUCCUUUCAGCAUCUUGUCCUCUCUCAGCCCCAUCUCAGCCCCAGCCUGGGACCUGACCCCUUCUCCAGCUGUAACCCUGACCCCAUUUCCUGCCCAACCCUGGCCCCUGCCCACACCCAGGUGAAAAGGGUAGAUGAGGGCAUUUUGAAGAUGUUAUGUGCUGUGGAACCCUGAGUCCUCCUGGUGAGGAACCAGGCAGAUACACUGCUAGAAAGACUGGGGAGUGAGAGAGACUGGGGAUCCCCAGGAACCACAUGCAACCUGCAGAUCUGCCUGUCAUCUCUGUUAUGGUUCUGAAACUGUUGUGGGUAGAGUGGGGCUCAGCCCUCACAGGGCCUUCUAGGCUGGGGGAGGUGUGGGCUUCCUUCCAAAGGAGCUCCCUGGAGAGUGAGGAACCCCAAGAGGGAGUCUACAUGCUAAUGUUCUCUGUCUGCUGCUCUCUGUCAUUUUUGAGUAAAGAGUCUCCCUAAC